Molecule: messenger RNA, 3115 nt
Organism: Seriola dumerili (greater amberjack)
Lineage: Eukaryota; Metazoa; Chordata; Actinopteri; Carangiformes; Carangidae
Gene: rab40b
Product: ras-related protein Rab-40B
Exons: 6
Coding region: 563-1423 (286 amino acids)
Biological process (GO): intracellular signal transduction; protein localization to plasma membrane
Cellular component (GO): plasma membrane; synaptic vesicle; endosome
Molecular function (GO): GTP binding; GTPase activity
Source: RefSeq, a predicted model, not a curated record
UCGUCUCCUCCCGCGUGCUGACGGACGUCUCCGGCGUCAAAUCCCGGCUCGAGGUUGCCCUAGCAACUCAACCGAUGGACCAAUGAGACGGAGACCUCCCCCCUUCCCCCUCCCUCUCCACUCCUCACCCCUCCAUCCUCAUCGCGACACCACCUCCGCUGGAGCAGGGAGGGGGAGGGAAGCGAAGCAGAGAUCUGGGAGUCCGGGAGUCCAGGAGACGGACUGAACCGUUUUUACCUUCGUGCGUCCUGCGCGCGCUGAUGGCACAGAGCGCGCGCUGUCCCUUGUAACCAGGUCCUCUGACAGCUGGUGUCGGUGCCGCUGGUUCACGCCGGACACUUGUUGGUCUCCUGGACUCGAUCUGGACCCGGAGACCAAACUGUUUGUUGAGUCUCCGUCCUGGACCGUGGCGGGACCUGAACCAACGCGGGUUCAUCUCCUCGGACUUUACGCGUUUCUCUCCGCUCCUCUGGUUUUGGACCGGUAGGGAGAGGGGAGGGGAGGUUAGGCUGCAAAAGUCUCAUCUCAUGAUGGGACACGGCAGCUGUCAUCUGCCGCGAGGAUGAGCCACAGAAGUAGCCCGGCCAGAGCGUACGACUUCCUGCUCAAGUUCCUGCUGGUGGGAGACAGCGACGUCGGGAAGGGCGAGAUCCUGGCGAGCCUGCAGGACGGAGCCUCCGAGUCCCCGUACGGAUACAACAUCGGAAUUGAUUACAAGACGACCACCAUCCUCCUGGAUGGGAGGAGAGUCAAGCUGCAGCUGUGGGACACGUCUGGUCAGGGACGAUUCUGCACCAUAUUCAGAUCCUAUUCCAGAGGAGCACAGGGAGUUAUUCUGGUGUACGACAUCGCCAACCGCUGGUCCUUUGAUGGAAUUGACAGGUGGAUCAAAGAGAUAGAUGAGCAUGCCCCGGGGGUGCCCAAGAUCCUGGUGGGGAACCGUCUCCACCUGGCCUACAAGCGUCAGGUGACCACGGAGCAGGCGCAGGUGUACGCGGAGAAGCUGGGCGUCACCUUCUUCGAGGUCAGUCCGCUGUGUAACUUCAACAUCACAGAGUCGUUCACCGAGCUCGCCCGAAUCGUCCUGAUGAGACACGGCAUGGAGCGACUGUGGAGGCCCAACAAAGUCUUGAGUCUUCAGGACCUCUGCUGUCGCUCCAUCGUCUCCUGCACCCCGGUCCACCUGGUCGAUAAACUCCCCCUCCCACUGGCUCUCAAGUCCCACCUCAAGUCCUUCUCCAUGGCCAACGGACUCAACGCCCGUAUGAUGCACGGACGCUCCUACUCCGUCACUGCCAACGCCGCCCACCACGGCGCCACCAAGAGGACCGGAGGGACGCUGCUGAAAAAAACCAAACUGAUCCGACCACCGCCGCUCAGCCCGUCUGCACAAAGCUGCAGAAACAGCUGCAAAAUAUCCUAACAGCUAGACACGCUGACUGGAGAUUGUGUCAGUGAACGCACCGUGUGUGACCCAUUUUAGAAGAUGGUGACCAGGUUUGACCCCCUGCUGCUCCCAGAUACUUGUUCCUGCAGAAAAGGAAGAAGUGAAAAUCAAAAUAAAAGCCGUCAGCAGUUUGACUUCACUUACAGGAACACAGAGCUGAAGUUCUGCCACUGUUCAUUAGGGAAGUGCGUUUUCUCACAGAGAGAAACUCAAACAUGGUACUUGAGUUUUGGGGUCUUCACUGGUCCUAAAACCUGAACCUGAUCUGAAAUGGACCUGUAGAAAACCGAGCUGAGGAUGGUUGCAACAGUUUUUGCAUUUCUCUCAGUAACUCAGACCAACCAAACUUUUAUAUAUUAAACUAUUAUGAAGCAUCUGUCUGCUAAUCACCCAUACCAUUUAAAGAUGAUUACAUAUGACUAUCAUUCAUUCGUAUUGAAUGGAAGAAUUCAGAUGUUGUAAUCAACCCCAACCCUAAGGACAGCUGCAACAUAUCAAAAAUACAUUAAAUUAUAAAUUAAAUUAUUAACCGUUUGCUUUUUCACUCAAUGAGCAUAGCAUAGUAUUCUGAAAAUAUGCCUUGUUUGACGAUGCUAUUAUACUAUUAUUUAUUUAUUUAAUCAUUUUCAUCAAAGAACAGUUAUUGAGUUUUGUUUUGCGCAGAAUAUUGAACAGAACAUGAUGAACAGAACAGGCAAAUAUAUUAUAAGGUCAUGAGAGGCUACAAAAUAAUUCCCAAAAUAACUUGUUUGUAUUCUCUUAUGCAUUAAAACGCGCAAUCAUUGUUGCAUCUGUUGCUAUGGGACAAAGUUAGCUGCAUAUUUUGACUGUUUUGACUAUGGUGUGUCUUGUUUUGGCUGCUUAGCCUGGGGACAGUUGCAACAACUUGUUGCAAUGGUCUCCUCCCUGUCAGCCAUGACAGACAUGCUAACCCUGUAAUUUAGUAGUCAGCAAAAUAAAAUACUCAUUUAAAAGCUCGGGACAGUUUGACAAAAAUACACCUCAUUAAAAAAAUUACCUUCAGUGGGAGAAGGGUCUAAGUGAACAUGUGCAGUAUGAGUGUCAUCACUCUAGCAUGUUUCUGAUUGGAGGAAUAAGACUUGUUGCAACCGUCCCCAGUCUCCACUAAAAGCCGUUAUUCUAAUGAUAGCUCAAUCCAGAGGCGAAUUUAUUAUUUCCGGGCUGUAUAGCAGCAGUAAUCACAUCUUGGCACAAGAUCUGAGGUUUGUGCGUGAAGAAACUGUGGAAAACGAAAACUGUUGAUGAACUUUCAUACGGACCAAGAAAUCCACCUGAAAGCUGUUUCAAAGAACAGCUGUUUGCUGGUGUAUGUUGCAUUUCUGGGUCUGUUUUGUUGUUCGAUGUGUUAUUUCCUCACGUGGAUUCAUAGAAGACGUGACAUUAUACCCACAUCAACAGUAAAUGUGUGUUGGUGUCAAAAUUAAAGAACGAAGGCUCUGUCUUUCUGCAGCCACCAUUUUUAAUCUAACAUAUUAAAACCACUGUUGGAAAAGAAAUUGGAGAUUCUGAGAAAAAUGCAAAAUGUUGAGACAAAAAAAAGACAGAAUUUCAAAAUAUAAAUUAUAUCAAAAAAAUUGUCUAGAAAAAAGUUGCAAUCCCAAUUCAAACAUAACGAUAUUCUAUUAUCACAAAUUAAGAUAAUUACAU